AUGAAUUCAGAAAAAGAAAAAGAUAAUUUUUGUGUUCGUUUUACCAGUAAAAAUUAUCUGGCUUGGGAAUUUCAGUUUCGAAUGUAUGUCAAAGGGAAGGGAUUAUGGAAUCACUUGGAUGAUAUCUCUAUGACACCAUUAGAGAUAACUGAUUUAGAUGCUUGGGAAACCAAAGAUGCUCAAAUUAUCACUUGGAUUCUCGGUACUAUUGAUCCUCAGAUGAUUAAUAAUUUGCGAUCUUUUUCCACUGCUCAAGAAAUGUGGAACUAUUUAAAGCGUAUUUACGAUCAGGACAAUGCGGCCAAACGUUUCCAGUUGGAGCUCGAGAUAGCCAAUUACAAAUAA
Molecule: messenger RNA, 345 nt
Organism: Lathyrus oleraceus (garden pea)
Lineage: Eukaryota; Viridiplantae; Streptophyta; Magnoliopsida; Fabales; Fabaceae
Exons: 1
Coding region: 1-345 (114 amino acids)
Source: RefSeq, a predicted model, not a curated record